Messenger RNA from Chenopodium quinoa (quinoa), 1575 nucleotides. RefSeq lists its product as uncharacterized. The transcript has a single exon. The record is from RefSeq and is a predicted model, not a curated record. Lineage: Eukaryota; Viridiplantae; Streptophyta; Magnoliopsida; Caryophyllales; Amaranthaceae. The coding region runs from base 1 to 1575 and encodes 524 amino acids.
AUGGGAGAGAAUCUUCCUCAACCAUUGUUAAGAGACUAUGACCACCCCAACGCAUUCCAACUUCGGAGUGGCAUACGUCUUCCCACCACAAAUGCAAACAACUUUGAGCUUUCACCACAACUCAUCCGUAUGAUUCAAAGCGAUCAAUUCGGAGGUAGUCCUCAUGAGUGUCCUUUUGCUCAUUUGGACAACUUUCUUGAUUUGUGUACAACCAUCAAGCAAAACAACAUUUCGGAAGAGUUCAUCCGUAUGCACAUGUUUCAAUUCUCCCUCCGUAAUAAAGCAAAACAUUGGUUGAGAACGGUUGAAGAGGGAUCAUUGAGUACAUGGGACGGGGUCACUAGAGCCUUUCUUGGAAAGUAUUGUCCUCCGGAAAAGACCACCGAAUUAAGAAGAAAGAUCACCAAUUUCAAUCAAGACAUUAAUGAAACAUUGAGUGAAUCUUGGGAGCAUUUCAAAGAUUACACAAGGAAAUGCCCCCACCAUGGUUUUACAUCAUGGAUCAUUGUACAAAGCUUCUAUGACGGUCUUACUCCUAUUUCAAGGGCCAACCUUGAUUCCGGGGCCGGUGGUACCCUCAAAAAGCUGUCGGUGGAUGAUGCAUAUAAGAUGAUUGAAGAAGUGGCCAAACAUUAUGCAUGUGGAGGUGAUCGAAGGCAACCUCAAACAAAGAAGGGCGGAAUUCAUGAUCUUAGUGCAAUAGAUCUUAUUGCAUCAAAGUUUGAUAUGCUAGCUCACAAGUUAGAUCAAGCCACCCUCACACCCUCAAGCUCUUCCUCACAAGUCAUGUCUUGUGAGACUUGUGGAGGAAAUGAUCACUUGUCCUCUUAUUGCAACUCAACGAAUCAAGAGCAAGCGGCGGCAAUUGGGCAAAGGAAUGAACAAUACUCCCAAUCCCACAAUCAAAGUUGGAAGCCCCAACAAAACACGGGAUGGAAGCAAUACAACCAAGGCCCCCCACAAAAUAACUACAACCAAAAUCAAACCCAACCUCAAAACCACUACAACCAACCUCAUUCUCAAAACCAACAAGCUCCAUACCGCCAUCCCAACCAAAGGGAUCAAAACCACCAAAGAUCACAAUAUAACCAACCCGCUCCUCCUCCUCCACCUCCUCAAAAGACUAGCCUUGAGUUCGUUCUUGAAACUUUCAUGACUCAACACAUAAGGAACAAUGCGGAUAUGAAUGCAAACAUCCAACAACUCCAAGCACAUAAUAAGAUAAUGGAGAGCCAAUUGGCUCAAAUUGCACAACAAGUUGGAAGUUCAUCCUCCAAUCCUAGUGGUCACUUUCCAAGCUCAACAGUAGUGAACCCAAAGGAGCAAGCUAAGGCUAUCACUUUGAGAUCGGGAAGGGGUUAUGAGGGCCCAGUUAUGAGUGAAGAGGAGCCACAAAAGAGAGAUGAGGGAGUUGUGGUGAGAAGUGAGGAUGAUUUUGAAAAUGAAGUAGUUGAAGUUGAGAGAAAAGAGCAAAAGAGUGAUGAGGGAGCCACAAAGAAAGAUGAGGGAGAUGAAGAAAGAAUAGAAAAGCCCCCUAUGAGAGUAUAUAAGCCCCCCCAUUCCGUUUCCUCAUAG